Molecule: messenger RNA, 2607 nt
Organism: Bombyx mori (domestic silkworm)
Lineage: Eukaryota; Metazoa; Arthropoda; Insecta; Lepidoptera; Bombycidae
Product: multiple C2 and transmembrane domain-containing protein
Exons: 14
Coding region: 287-2479 (730 amino acids)
Biological process (GO): regulation of neurotransmitter secretion
Cellular component (GO): synaptic vesicle membrane
Molecular function (GO): calcium ion binding
Source: RefSeq, a predicted model, not a curated record
UGUUCAUCUUAAGUCAAACCAAGCCAACCAGUUAGCCAUCACCCAUCGCCACUACUUCAACGUCAUAAAAUCAUCACAGAAAAUUACAUUUCUUUAUCACAAAAUCCCAGCAAAUAUGUACAAUGUUGACAAAGGAUAGUAUUUUGGUCAAAAUAAUCAAUAACAUGAUAACGUUAUCUAAAAUAAAUCCAACGAUGUAAUAUCGUUUCCAAUGCCAAACCAAGUUCGCGUCCAUUAUGUUAACGAUAGUUAAAUAAAUAAAAAAUAAAAAAAUUGCUCAGUGAAAAUGGGUGAAAGAGCUAAAAGUCACUUCGGUGAUUUUAAGAAGACACAUUUCGCCAAACUGCACGAGAGGAUACAAAGGAAAUAUGAAGAGAUGCAAUGGAAACUGGAGAAAUCAAAAUCCGUUGACGUACUGUCGACGCUUAAAGAUGAUUAUGCCUUUAAAGAGAUCAAAUUCGCAAGCACUUUGGAUAUAACUGCGGAGUCGGACGAAAUUUUUGAAGAAGUUCAGAACCAUAGUUCCUUGGAAAAGCAUACAUUGCUAAUUAAAGACAUGAAUAGGAAUGACGCUAAUCUUGAAUAUGUUGAUUUCAAAGAAGCUAGUAUUUCCGAGUCCGAAGGGUUUACUCCUCUUGAAAAGUACGAAAAUGGCAGGGAAGAUAAAUUCUUUGGAGAUGACUUUUCUAAAAUGAGUCUUGAGUCAUUAAAUGAAGUAGCUUCAGGGAGCGACGGUGAGCUCACGCCCCCGGCGACUCCCCCGAAGAUUUCGAUUCGCAAUAGAAUUGGUUCAAAAAUAUCCGCUGUCAAGGAAAAACGUUGGCGAGAGGAAAAAGUAAAAAAUCCGAACAAGGACAGGAAAAGGGAACAUCGUGACAAAGUUGAAAAGUUUAUUUUGAGUAAUACGACUAAACAGGAUUUGAGGAGCUUAAAGAAGACUAAAUUGGGUACUGUAACAAUUGCACUGAUCGACGCUACAGAUUUAGAGACUGAAGGCCCCGAAGAAAGAACCCGUAUGUUAUUUUGUCGAUUUAGAUUGGGAACUGAGAAACAUAAGUCAAAGACAGCAAAAGGGAAUACAACUAAAUUGAAAUGGCAAGAACUAUUCAGUUUGAGUAUGUACGAAGACCAUUUGCUUGAGUUGUCUCUGUGCGAUAAAGAUUUCUGUAUUGGCAGGACUAUAAUAGAUCUGAAUAAUUUGGAUAAAGAGAAGACACAUGAAAUGCGUCUCAAGAUAGAAGGGGAAAUAUCCGUAGUACAAAUUUUUCUAUUAAUUACAAUCAGCGGUAUACCGUUACACAAUACCAUCGCAGAUUUAGAAGAUUAUGAAGCAACAACCAAGGAGCUCGAUGUUGUCAAAAAGAAAUUUGCAUGGUACCAUAUCGGGAAUUCAAACGAAGUUGGCUGGUUAUCUGUGUUGGUAUACGGAGCUAAAGGAUUACAUGCUCAGGACACGUGUUGCAUAUUAGAACUUGAUAAUGAAAGGUUACAAACACAUACAGAAAUCAAAACGAAUGAACCUAAUUGGAUGAAAUUAUUUAGAUUCAUUGUAAAUGAUAUUACUUCAGUAAUAGAAGUGACAGUACAUGACGAAAAAAGAUCUGAGGAUAUUGCAAAAAUUACAAUACCAUUAUUAAAAAUUAACAACGGAGUAAAAAAAUGGUAUGCUCUGAAACACACAACGCAGAGAGAAAGAGCGAGAGGAACGAACCCUAGAAUCCUGUUAGAAAUGAAAGUCACAUGGAAUCUCACAAAAGCAUCGCUCCGAUCGUUUACACCCAAACAGACAAAAUAUUUAGAAACGAAAGCCAAAUUCGAUAGACAUAUUUUUGCGAGGAAUAUCUCAAGGGCAAAAUAUGUCACUGCAUGGGUGCUAAAUGCUAUCCAGAUCGUUAAAACAUGUUUCGAAUGGGAAUCAAGAAAAUCAAACGCAUUAGCCCUCACAUUAUGGCUAUUAUUUUGUUGGUUUUUCAAAAUGUGGAUGUUGCCACUUCUAUUAUUGAUACCAUUCAUUUGGUAUCGUCCACCGAGAUACUAUUUAGUAAACUGGAAACGUUAUUUCAAAGGAAUGCCAAUUGAAGAUGAUAAUUCCAAGAAAGAGAAGGACGAAAAAAACACAUCUUUGAGACAAAAGAUACAAAGUUUACAGGAAAUGGUACAGACGGUGCAGAAUUUCAUUGGAACGUUUGCGAGUCUACACGAGAGAGUAAAGAAUUUGUUCAACUUUACAGUACCCUUCCUAAGUUUCUUGACCAUAUUCAUGAUCAUAAUUAUCGCCUUCGUAAUGUUUGUGAUUCCUGUGAAAUAUAUCUUCAUGGGUUGGGGUGUACACAAAUUCACAAGAAAAAUUCUUAGGCCGAACAGAAUUCCAAAUAAUGAAAUUCUGGAUCUGCUCUCCCGAGUACCUGAUGAUGAAACGUUGCUUGACUGUGAAGAGCUACCUUUGGAGGAACCAGAGGAAGACGUAGUAGAACCAUAAAUAUUUGAAGUGGUACCCUUAUGGAACACGUACCCUCUAAAAUCAAAUAAAUAGUGUAAAAUUAAGUUAAGGAAUUGAAUUUAAGAAAUGUACAGAAUUAUGAACAAUAAAGAUGUUUCCGGUCCCAA